This is a messenger RNA of Aedes aegypti (yellow fever mosquito), 2288 nucleotides long. RefSeq names its product angiopoietin-2-like. The coding region runs from base 49 to 2229 and encodes 726 amino acids. The transcript is spliced from 2 exons. NCBI's taxonomy places the organism in Eukaryota, Metazoa, Arthropoda, Insecta, Diptera, Culicidae. The record is from RefSeq and is a predicted model, not a curated record.
CCCUCGACAAGGUCGUCAGUUGGCAGGUAGAUCUCGUUCCAAUCGAGAAUGUUUGGCAAAAUUCGCCUCACGCUUUGCGUGGUUCUGCUUUUGUGGAGUUCAAUGGCUCAAUCGGCUACAGAUAGCUAUGACGUUGUCAUUCAGAAAUUGGAUAACAUACUGUAUCGGGUUUUGAUGGGCGAAAUCAACAUCAAAGAACGUCUUGAGGAAACGGAAGGGCAGCUCAAGAAGACCCUCGAGCAGCUGGAAACGCUUAUGGAAUAUCAAAAUGGUCUGGUACAAGGCGAUGAUCAGCUUUUGGCCAAGAUGGAGGAACAACAUGAGAAGCUCAUGCAGAACCAGGAAAGUAUCCGCGAGGAGUUCAAAGCGAUGUUAGCCGAUGUUGAAGGAGAUGUAACCAAACAACUGAACGUGUUGAUCAGUGAUGUUGCUGAAGAUCAUGCAGCAAUAGCAUCUAGGUUGAAUGAAGCGGAGCAAGUUGUUAGUGAGAAAUUUGUGACGGCUAUGGCAAACAUAGGUCACCAUUUCGAUAGAACGGAAGAGAAGUUAGGAGAAAUUGUGCAGAAUCAGGAAACUAAUAGAUUGGAGCUGAUGUUGAAACUAUCCAAUGUUCAGCAAGACAUGAGUCAUAACUUCAACACAAUGAUAACCGGUAUGAACGAAGGCUUUGUGAAUACUGACAAGCGAUUCGAUGUUCUUACGCAACAACAAGCUGAUCUUGCUACAGGCCAUGAAGUACUUGCCUCUACAAUGGCUAAAAUGGAACAGAAUGUUAGUGAACAGUUCGCCAUGACACUGGCUAACAUGACUGAUUCUUUUGAUAAAACCAAUUGGCUGAUUGAAUAUCUCGCAGAAGAUCUAGAGAAGAGCAGUGCAGAACUGUCUUCUAAAUUGACCGUAGUGCAACAAGAUAUCAAUCGAAACUUCAACCAGAUGACGAUUGACAUGAAUGAGGGCUUCGAACAUACAGACAAGCGAUUCGAUGUUCUUGCGCAAAAUCAAGCUGAUCUUGCUACAGGCCAUGAUUCACUCGCAUAUAGGCUGUUAAAAUUGCAGAACAAUGUCAGUGAGCAAUUCGCGAUGACACUGACGAACAUAACUGAGUCUUUUGAUAAAACAAACGAGCAAAUUGGAGAUCUCGCCAAGAACCAGGAAAACAGUCGCGUAGAGCUAUCAUCCAAAUUGACCAGCUUGAAGCAAGACAUGACUCAAAACUUCAACGUACUGGUGUCCAAAGUAAACGAUGGCUUCGACAAAGCGAAUGUGAGAUUUGAUCGUCUGACUCAAAAGCAGGACGACCUUGCAGCAAGCCAGAGCUCAUUCGCCUCAACACUCACCAAAAUGGAAUCUAACAUGAACGACAAGUUUGUCAAAACCAUGACGAACAUCAACGAUCGUUCCGACAAACUGGAAGCUCAACACAAAACGACCAAAGAUCAGUUGGACCGUCUCCUGCAGAAUCUGGAGAACCAUCGCAAUGAAUUCUCGUCGACACUGAGCAGAAUAGAGCAGAGCACAAACCAGAACUUGGUUGUUCUGAUAAACCAAUCGCAGCAAAUUCUGCAGCAGCAAGUAAGCUGUUCCAAGCCGGAAGAACCUGCGGUUGUAACAUCGUGCAAGAAUACACCGAGCAAGACGAACGGUCAGUAUCAACUGAAACCCUUCGGUACCGAUGAAGUCAUGGUGGGAUACUGUGAACAGGAAAAGUUCGGCGGAGGUUGGCUUGUGGUUCAGCAUCGAUUCGAUGGUUCUGUGGAUUUCCAACGCACCUGGAGCGAGUACAAAAACGGAUUUGGAUCACUCGGAGGCGAAUUCUGGCUUGGUUUGGAGAAGCUGCAUCGACUUACCAGCAAUAGAAACGUUGAACUGAUUGUAGAGCUGAAGGACUACAACAACAACUAUGUCUAUGCGCGGUACGAUGGAUUUGAAAUUGGAAGUGAACCGCAGAAAUAUUCACUGGACAGAUUGGGAACGUACAGCGGAACUGCUGGCGAUUCCAUGAUAUACAACCGGGGCAAAAAGUUCACCACCAAAGAUAGCGACAAUGAUGGAGCCGUAAAUCUGAAUUGCGCUGUUAGCAGGGCGGGAGCUUGGUGGUUCGAUUGGUGUGGAAAUGCUGAUCUCAACGGAAUUUUCGGUGUUAGAGGUGAAUGGCGAUCUAUUUAUUGGUAUGGCUACAACCAAUAUGACGGAAUGAAGUAUACCAGGAUGUUGAUCCGAGAAGUGUAAACUACUUAGAGUCAAUUGGAGACAUAGUAAAAGCUGAAUAGAAUUAAAAAAAAUAUUUA